Molecule: messenger RNA, 756 nt
Organism: Corticium candelabrum
Lineage: Eukaryota; Metazoa; Porifera; Homoscleromorpha; Homosclerophorida; Plakinidae
Product: cell division control protein 42 homolog
Exons: 2
Coding region: 33-620 (195 amino acids)
Biological process (GO): Cdc42 protein signal transduction; establishment or maintenance of cell polarity; endocytosis
Molecular function (GO): GTPase activity; GTP binding; protein kinase binding
Source: RefSeq, a predicted model, not a curated record
UGUGAGUGAUUCUGUAGAACUGUAGGAGCAGUAUGAAUUCCAUCAAAUGUGUACUCGUUGGUGACGGAGCUGUCGGCAAAACAUGUCUGUUGAUGAGUUACGCGACCAACAAGUUUCCUCAAGACUACGUGCCCACAGUGUUCGACAACUACGCUGUUCAAGUGGUCAUUGAAGAUGAGCCAUUCAGUCUUGUUUUGUUUGACACGGCUGGACAAGAAGACUACGAUCGUUUGAGACCUCUUUCGUAUCCAAUGACUGACGUUUUCAUAAUCUGCUACUCUUCCGUCAGACCCUCUUCACUAUUCAACGUCAAAGAAAAGUGGGUUCCAGAGAUCAGAUACCACGCACCGUCGGCCCCAUUCAUCUUGUGCGCAACAAUGACAGACUUGCGAAACGAUCUGAGAGAGAUACAGCAGCUUGCCAAGAACAAAGAGAGACCCAUCUACACGGAAGUCGGUCAAAGGGUGGCCAAAGAACUGCAUGCAACAGCGUUCGUCGAGUGUUCGGCGUUGACGCAAAAGGGACUCAAGGAUGUAUUUGAUGAAGCCAUUCUUGCUGUAGUCAAUCCACCAGAGGAAACGAAACCGAAAAAGAGAAACAAGAAAUGUAGAAUUUUGUAACUACAAAUAGUUUUUACUAGUGUACUAGUAUUUGGUCAGAUGGCAUUAAUGAAUAUUGUUUGUGUAUGGAAUGAACUCUAUCUACAUAUACUGGUAUAUAUACGUACAUAAGAAAUCUAAAUAAAUUUCUUGUGUG